AUGCUAUUUUAUAGCUUUCAGAUUCGAUUGUCAUCCAUAGAGUAUUUCCCAGCAGAACGGACUCUCACCCAGCAACAAUUCGUUCAGGAAAUGCCGAGUGCUGUGUUCUGCUCGUUGUUAGCAGGAAUUGCUGCCGUUAUCGAAAUCCAUUACUCCAUCGACUUCAAUCACCUUGAAUGGAGCGAAAAGUGGAGUUGGGCAGCUGCUGACUCCAUUGCUCUGUGUACAGUACACGCCGUUUUAGCUUUUGCUCUUCAGUGA
Necator americanus (New World hookworm) is the source of this 261-nucleotide messenger RNA. RefSeq lists its product as uncharacterized. The transcript is spliced from 4 exons. The record is from RefSeq and is a predicted model, not a curated record. Bases 1 to 261 code for a protein of 86 amino acids. NCBI's taxonomy places the organism in Eukaryota, Metazoa, Nematoda, Chromadorea, Rhabditida, Ancylostomatidae.